AUGUCGCGCCAUAUGGCUGUUGUUCUUGUUUCGCUCCUGUUGGUGGCUCUCGUUGGCUUUGCUUCCGCGGCUAACUCACCAGCUCCAAGUCCAUCGCCCAAGGGGGCAGCCCCGAAAUCAAGCCCGCCUCAGUCACCAGCAUCCGGGGGCAAAUCUCCCGCGUCUUCGAAAGCACCAGCCCCUGCAGAUGACGACGACGAUGAUACGGCGGAUUCUCCUGAUGCGGACACCCCUGGCUCUGCUCCCGACAGUAGUGAUUCUUCUUCAUCAUCGCCGCCAGCUCCCCCGGGUGAAGACUCUUCUGAUUCUCCCUCGGACGCACCCUCGGACGCACCAUCCGCAGAUGAUGCGGACGCACCUUCACCAUCGGAGGAAAGUAAGGCCGUGGCUUUGAAGGCGUCUUCUGUGGUGGCUGUUGCUCUUGUAGCCGGUUUCUUUGUGGCUUGA
Molecule: messenger RNA, 447 nt
Organism: Daucus carota subsp. sativus
Lineage: Eukaryota; Viridiplantae; Streptophyta; Magnoliopsida; Apiales; Apiaceae
Product: vegetative cell wall protein gp1
Exons: 1
Coding region: 1-447 (148 amino acids)
Source: RefSeq, a predicted model, not a curated record